UGGAACUGUGACUGUACAAAAGACGUCCAAUAAUCCAAGAGCAUAAGAGAGAGAGAGAGAGAGAGAGGCCCAAACCUCCUGUUGCAGUUUGCACCGUCUGAAGAAGGAAAAGAACUACUGUACUGUUUUUAUUUAUAGGGUCAUGUUGCCCCAUACUAGAGCUCGGAGUAUAAGUGGGUGUCCAGAGGGGCCAUAUCGGGCGGUAGAAAGUAUGGAUGCUCUCGCCCAACAGGCCUUUGAGGGUGUUGACACGCUGGACAAACUUUUCUUGCAUGCUGUUAAAAGAUUCGGUAAGGCACCAUGUCUGGGCACCCGAGAGGUCUUUAGUGAAGAAGAAGAAACACAGCCUAAUGGGAAGAUCUUUAAGAAGUUGGUGCUGGGGGACUACAGCUGGAGGAGCUAUGAAGAGGUCAGCCAGACAGUGGAAUCAUUUGGCAGAGGUCUAGCAGCUUUGGGUCAACGGCCACGUAAUACCAUUGCCAUAUUCUGUGAGACACGGGCAGAAUGGAUGAUCACAGCACAGGCCUGCUUCAGAUGCAACUACCCAUUGGUAACGCUGUAUGCUACUCUGGGAGAGGAUGCUGUAGCUUAUGGACUUAAUCAGUGUGGAGCCACUCAUCUGAUCACCAGCACAGAACUACUGCAGACCAAACUGAAGGGUGUUUUUAGUGCAGUGUCUGGGUUGCAGCAUGUUAUCUAUGCAGGCAGUGGAAGUGUAUGUCGGGCUGAUUACCCACAAUCUCUCACCAUCCACAGUGUGCAGGAAGUAAUGGAACUGGGGUCGAAGCCAGAGAACUUAAAUGUAGAGUAUGAGAGGCCAGUUGCAUCUGAUCUUGCAGUGGUGAUGUACACAAGUGGAUCUACAGGGCGGCCCAAAGGAGUGAAGAUGCAACACAGAAAUCUGAUUGCAGGAAUGGCGGGUCAGUGCCAGAGGAUCCCAGGUCUUGGGUCACAGGACACAUAUAUAGCUUAUCUCCCAUUGGCUCAUGUACUGGAACUGACUGCAGAAAUAUCCUGUGUGUCAUAUGGCUGCAGGGUCGGGUACUCCUCCCCACUCACACUCACAGACCAGUCUAGUAAAAUAAAGAGUGGUGGUAAAGGAGAUUGCUCUGUGCUUAAACCCACCCUCAUUGCUGCAGUACCGGAGAUCAUGGAUCGUAUCUUUAAAAAUGUUCAUGGGAAGUUGAGAGAGAUGUCAUUGGUGCAGAGGACUCUGUUCAAAAUGGGAUACAAUUAUAAACUGCAGCAGGUUUUACGAGGAGCUGAUUCUCCGGUGUGUAACAUGUUGUUGUUUAAACGUGUGAGUGGGUUGCUGGGAGGGUGUGUGCGUCGGAUGUUAUGUGGAGGGGCUCCACUGUCCGCUUCCACCCAGAGAUUUAUAAAUGUGUGUUUCUGCCCUGUGGCCGUGGGAUAUGGCCUCACAGAAACGUGUGGAGCAGGAACUAUCUCAGACUCUUCUGAUUACAGUGCAGGACGAGUUGGAGCACCUCUCAUUUGCUCUGAAAUAAAACUGCGAGACUGGCCUGAGGGUGGAUACACCAGUCAGGACAAGCCACACCCACGAGGGGAGAUUUUAAUUGGUGGGCCAAAUGUUGCAAUGGGAUACUAUGGGAGUGAGGGGGAGGGAGAGAAUGAAAACUUCUGGGUGGACGAGGCGGGACAGCGCUGGUUUUGUACUGGAGAUGUCGGGGAAGUUCAUCCAGACGGUUGUCUGCAGAUUGUUGACCGUAAGAAGGACCUGGUCAAGCUGCAGGCAGGUGAAUACGUGUCUCUGGGGAAGGUAGAAGCCGCCUUGAAAAACAGCCCCCUCAUUGAUAACAUCUGUGUCUAUGCCAGCAGUGAUCAGAACUACUUGAUCAGCUUUGUGGUGCCCAAUCAGAAACAACUGACUGAGCUGGCCAAAAAGAAUGGUAUAGAGGGAGAGUGGGAGGAGCUUUGCAACCAUGCCAUGAUGGAGGAAGAAGUGCUAAAAGUCAUCAAAGAGAUUGCAGUCACUAGUAAACUGGAGAGGUUUGAAGUUCCCCAGAAGAUCCGGUUAAGUUCUGAGGUUUGGACUCCAGAAACAGGGCUUGUGACAGAUGCCUUCAAACUGAAGAGAAAAGAGCUGAAACAACAUUAUAUAAAGGACAUUGAUAGGUUAUAUGGCGCUAAAUGAUGUACAUGUACUAAACAUAGCCUGAAUCCCAAUUUGGAUACUAGCCAACCUAUAAAGAAUGGCACGUAAAUUAUUCAUCCCAAAUCAUAGUACAAUGAAAAUAGUAUGUUAAAGCAGCACAGAUGUUAAACGGUUCAUGUUAUGUCACGUUAUACUCUUUUACAACAUACCUCAAAGUAUGAUCCUUUUAUACAUAGUAUGCCAAGUGGGAUUCACAAUCACUGAAAAUCCUGCUGAUCUCAGUAGUAGAGAAGAUAUACCAUUCUGUCCCCUGCUGGAUGUAUAUGAUCAUUACUUCCUCUGUGAGUAAGUAACAACUUGUAUGGAGCAUGUAUGUAAAGUUUUUUAUUUUUUAUAUUUGUAUAUUUUUAAAGGUGCUUUAAAGCAGAUUUUACUAUUGCAAAUAUUUUGUUAAGUGUUCAACACUUAUGCAACCUUUACUUGAAAGAGUGUUUAGGAUAUAAUGUCACACUUUCUUUUUUUUUUUUGCUUGAUUGUUUAUUUGCAAAUUUUGAGUCAGUUUAUUAUUUGAUUGUUUUGACUCUGAGUUAGUGGUACAGUGGAGUUGAGUGUUCAUUUUUGAAGGCGAGACUGGUAGUAACACAUUACUCAAGAACUACAGAAAUCUGUCUGUGAACUGUGUAAACUAUGUAAUAUAAUAAUAAUGGAAGAAUUUAUGUUAUAUAUAUAUAUAUAUAUAUAUAUAUAUAUUGGGGAAAAGAGAGUUUUAAAGUGCCAUUCAAAAAUAGGAUUUUUGAACAGUAUGGGCGUGAAAGGGAAGACCGUUUUUGUCCUAUAUGUAUACAUUUAUUCUCUUAUAGAUAGGUGCACAUGAGAUGAGUCAUGGUCAAACAGACAAAGAAUGGGCUCAUAGCACCCCAUAUAUGUGUGUUAGAGAUAAAGCAGGGGAAAAUAUUUUUGCAUGUUUUGGUAGUUUACAGUAUUGUAUGGUUUUAUUGCUGUAAACUAUUCCGUCAUGUCUCAGUUUAAACAUUUCUUGUCAUAUUCGUUAUUUAGCUCAACAAAACAAACAUCCUGUUAUUGCCCCAGAUAGCCCAGAUACAUCUCCCAGAUUCACCUGGAAAGCAUCACAAUCUAAUUAACGUCUGCUAAAGAUCUUAAAAUGAUCAUAUUUACAAAGAUUCUAAAUCAUUAACGUCUCAAAGACAUCUGCUGAAUGCCUGAUUGACCUCUGAGACAUACGUCUUAUUGACUUAUUGCAGAUGAGCAAACAACGCUAAAAAUACAUCUUACAGUGGUAAACACACAUCAAAUAGACGUCUAGGUGAUGUACCCGUGCUAUCAGGGGCUGUGCUGUUUGUUGUCAGUCCUGUCGUCCACUGUUUUACUCUUUUAUUUGACAAAUAUAGCAAGAACUUUUCUUUUUACAAUUUUAAUUAAUUUUAUAUGAGGUAACUUUAUAUCUUUUGGAUCAGCUCAUGACCUUUUCUCUAAUUUCCUAAGAAAUGACGUUUGAAGAUAAGACUACAUUGAUACUGUGUCCUAUUCUCAUUUUCCAUCUAAACACGAAUCCUCAUAGCUCAGUAUCAGUCCACACACUUUGGUCACUACUAACUUGAUUUGCUCAUUUUAGGUGUGUCACUUUGAAAUGUAAGUGUCAAGUCAUAAUAUAGAAUCCAUUUCAGCAUUACAAACUAAUUCCUGUCCUUUCAUUUUGACAUCUCUUACACUGAGUUUCUAGACGUCUUAUCUAAUUUACUGAGUGAAAUAUGCACUCAGUAGACUAAUAUGUCCUCUUGGUAGGGUGACCAGAUUCCUGCUUGUGGAAAACGGGACAGCCCUCUCCCAGUAAAAAUGAAACCGACGUAUCCUUUACCUAGGCGCAGAUCAGUGCGAAGUAGAGGGUGCAUCCGCAUCUGUAACUGUUGUCAACUUGUACUUUUCGCUGGCAGCAAUAUUUCUCAGUGUGCGCUUGUCUUUCAAGAGUUUAUCGUAAAAUGCAGAGCAGUCCAGUCCAAAAUUAAGAUGUAUGAAAAGCAUUGCCUUCAUGACUGUUACACUGAGUCAAGAUUUAUCCGGUGUCCAUGCUGCGUUCAUUAAUGAGAACACACGCUCCACAGUGCAGAUGUUCCAGGCAGGCAUAAAACAAACUCCAUCACCUUGGCUAAGACUCCGAAGUUUAUGGUCUUUUUCAGAAUAAGUCGGGAUACUAGAAAAAGUGCUUAAAUACGGGACUGUCCUGGGAAAAACGGGAUGUCUGGCCACGCUAACCCUAACUCUUGGACUUGCACUGGCACCUAGGGGCGUGGAUGCCGCAUCAUUCAAACACAGUAGUUUGUAGUUACCGAUGCCAUUGGAGAAAUUAUUAUUGUUCACAAUCAGCCAUUAAUGCUGCCUUCCCGUGCUAUCGGAUUAUCGUAAAUUCGAGUUUCCCACUCAGAAGUUGUACAUGAAUGACCCCUCAAGUCACAAUAGAGCGCAACAGUGCCUGCCCACUUUUUCAGCCGUCUGGGUUCCGGAAGUAUUUCCCCCAUUCAUUUCUUCCAUAGACUUUUAAUAAAAUCCUUCAUAAAAGAGUUGUGAACCAUGAACCAAACCAACCAGCUCCAAGGUGAAUCACAACAUCACCAACUUUGAGGCAAAAAAGUAUUUGAAAAUCGGACAUAAAGUCAAAGGUACAGGGCUGUUUACUUACUGUCUUUCCUAAGGGCACAAACUACAAUCCCAUGAAGCAUUGCGAAUGAUGUAAUUGAAUAUAAAACUAUGGAAAUAUAUAAAACUAUUGAAUUUAGGUUGUUGAAUAUAAGUAUAGAAACAAUAUAUUUUCCGUUUAUUGCAAAAUAUCCCGAUAUGUACAAAUAUAUAAGUAGUUUAAGGGUGAAUGAAGACCGACUCAAUUACGUCAUUCACAGUGCGUCAUGGGAGCGCGCGGUCGCUCCGAGCAACGUUUCGUUGGACGCGGUUCUCUGAUUGGUGAAGCUUUCUCUGAUGUACUAUGGGUAAUGUAGUUGUUUAUCAUGAAUUCUGCUAUCAAACACGAUUUGUAAUCAAUGAAGUUGAGAUAACGCAGACAGAUGGCUUCAACAAAAGCAUAUAUCAUCGAUGAACAGCCUCGUAGUUCACGGUAUGUCUGUCUUAAAAGAUUUAUAAGUUAUAAUUGAAAAUCAAUUUAUCUAUGGGAUAAAUGAAUGGGAAACUUUUGAUACCCGAGUUUCCGAGAUGAGAGGAGUUCUAAACUUUAAACAAGGUGGAGGAGAGUACAGUUUCUGUUUUGCAUGACAGAUCUUGUUAAUUUUUCUAAAUACAGCUAAUUGUUAGCACUUGCCAUUUUGGUCAUAUUCAUUUAUGUAUAUCAGCAACCAUUCUAUGCAUGUUGUAAAUUUUUACACUGUGAAAUUAGCUUGUAUUUGACCAAAAUUCCAUUAUUGUCAGCAAGCUAACUGAGUAAUAUGUAUUAUGGUGUCAAAAUAAAAGUUCCUCAGAAAUAUGUAUGAAUUAACCUGGCGUCGUCCAUGUUUCCUGUUCUUUCCGACAACAAAGCACGUGAAAACGACAUACCACUUCAGAAGUAGGAUAAUUCCGAUAGCACAUGAAGGCAGCACAGUUUAAUCCAUGAUGAGUGAAAGUGUCCAAUAACAAGGUGGUUAAUAGUAUUCAGCUGGUAAUAUGAUUCUAACAUGGCCGCCCCCAUGAGGGGACCCUCUCCAUGUAGGAUAAAACACCUUUUAUAAGGUUACAUGAUAUGACUUAAUCUUCGUCUCAUGUGAGUGCUCAGGUUUAACCAUUCCCCAUACUGUCCACCCUGCUGGAAAGAAAAGAAAGAAAGAAAGAAAAAAAAAAAAAACAGCUCCUAGUGUGUUUAUUUUUUUUUAAGGCAUACUGUCCUUUUCAAUCUUGCACCUCCAAUGGAAACAAACAAACAAAAAAAAAAAAAAAAAAAAAAAACAUAA
Myxocyprinus asiaticus (Chinese sucker) is the source of this 6066-nucleotide messenger RNA. Its product is annotated as long-chain-fatty-acid--CoA ligase 4-like. The coding region runs from base 143 to 2155 and encodes 670 amino acids. Gene Ontology annotation, cellular component: lipid droplet; plasma membrane; endoplasmic reticulum. The transcript has 15 exons. NCBI's taxonomy places the organism in Eukaryota, Metazoa, Chordata, Actinopteri, Cypriniformes, Catostomidae. Gene Ontology annotation, biological process: long-chain fatty-acyl-CoA metabolic process; long-chain fatty acid metabolic process; neuron differentiation. The record is from RefSeq and is a predicted model, not a curated record. Gene Ontology annotation, molecular function: arachidonate-CoA ligase activity.